GAUAAUGGUGUGUGUUCGUUGUCUAAUACAAUUGCGUAAAGAGUUGUGUAAAUGCUGUAUCAGGAAGAACUAAUGCAUAACUGUCCGGGCUAGGGUAUCUUGGCUUUCAAGGGCGCCUUCAUGAACAACCUGAAUGAUCCUCCACGGUGGAACAUAGCGCCUGAGCCGCAGGGAGGUGCCGCCGACGGGGGCAAAUGGAACUACGCACUCCUUGUGCCAAUGCUGGGCCUAGCUGCCUUUCGCUGGAUCUGGACAAGGGAGUCCCAGAAGCAAAUAUAUGACGUGAAGACGCAACAUGACCAGGCCGUGGCUUCUGUGACCCACGACCUGGAGCUGAAGUACCGUGAUUCCCUGCGGGAGAGCCAGCGUUCGGCCGCUCAGCUGGAGCUGGCCCUGGAGAAAGAGCGAAACCGCGUGCAGGGCUACCGCCAGGCCCUGACCUCUCAGAGUCAGCAGCUCCUGCAGGAGCGGAAGCAGCUGGAGGCCCAGCGGGAGGAGCUGGAGCAGGAGAAGACGCGCCAUCGGGAGUCCGGCGCGGCCGCCGAGCUGCUUCGCCAGGCGCUGGCCAGCGAGGAGGAGCGCUGCCGACGGGCGCAGGCGGCACUGGCCGACGUGGAGGAGCGUCUAGUGGAGAGGCAGGGGGCCUUCUGCAGCCUGCUGCUGCCGCGCGAGCAGCGCUUCGAGAUGGAGAAGGACCUGCUGCUGCGCGCAGCCCGGCAGCCCGAGCUCCGCGAGCUGGACGGCCUGAAGGACGACCUCAGGGACAUCUUCAAGAAUGACCGGCACUGUGCGGACAAGCUCAAGCUCAACCGGAACGUGGACAAGCGCAAGAACGGCAGUCUCAUGUGGCUCUACCUCAGGUACUGGCAGCUGCAGGUCACACUACAGAAACACCAGAGAGCGGAGGGUGCGCUGAGGGGAGGUCCUGACACCCCCCAACCCAAGUGACCUUUAACCUUUGCCAUGAAAGGAAAGCCAUAACCCUGUUUGUGAGUUCCGAGGAACCGCCAUCCUACAGGUGAAUAAUCACUACCCUAAUCCACCACACAUGAGUUGGCUUCCAUAGUCCUCCAGGGAAAUGGAAGUGGACACACUCCCAGGUUAGUGAGGAUGUUUUACUGCUGGAUGGGGAGAGUAGCAUUGCACUAAAAUAGCAUGGGCCAGAGGAAUUGAUAUGAGCGAUCCCAUUGAGAUUCUAGGCUGUCCCUGUAACACAAUCACUCCUAUGGUCUGCAACAGUACUUGGUAGUUGUUUUUUUAUUUCCUCUGUACACUAAAGCUGGAGAAAGGAUUGUUUACCUUUAAGGUUGUAGGAUCCUUUGUGUUUUCUCUCCUCAGGAGUUGAUUGCUGCCAAUAUGAUGGUUUACUCAGCUAGGGUAUGGUUGCAGUGUGUGUUAUGUUGCACCCGUUCCUCUUUGAGGGUUCAUUUAUGACACUAUGAACACAAUGUUUUUCCUUUUUGUCAUUAUCAUCGUUGAUGGAAUAAACUCUGCAGUGUCCAAAAGAAAUGGCACUGUUUGAAUCAAAA
Molecule: messenger RNA, 1529 nt
Organism: Alosa alosa (allis shad)
Lineage: Eukaryota; Metazoa; Chordata; Actinopteri; Clupeiformes; Clupeidae
Gene: ccdc127a
Product: coiled-coil domain containing 127a
Exons: 3
Coding region: 121-948 (275 amino acids)
Source: RefSeq, a predicted model, not a curated record